Molecule: messenger RNA, 2259 nt
Organism: Erythranthe guttata (spotted monkey flower)
Lineage: Eukaryota; Viridiplantae; Streptophyta; Magnoliopsida; Lamiales; Phrymaceae
Product: Pentatricopeptide repeat (PPR) superfamily protein
Molecular function (GO): protein binding
Source: RefSeq, a predicted model, not a curated record
GCAAAUUUUUUUGAUGGGUUUGAGCCCAUUUUGGGAAUAGGCCCAUUUAUAAUAUAAAUAUUAUUUAUCAAAAAAAAAAAAACAUAGAAAUGUUGAAUUUUCCUGAAUACGAUCAUAUUUCUUUUCGAUUUUCGAACAUGGUCUUUUAUUCUAAUUCCGAAAUUCUGAUUUUUUUCCCAAUUUCUGAAGGCUUCUGAUUUCUCUCGGGUGUGCGCAGAUUACAUUUGCAGUUUCAGCUCUGCAGUUUAACAUAACGGGAUGGCUUUUUCUUGACGCCCUUUACAUGUUCGACGAUUUGCCUCAACCAAAUAAAUUAUACUUAUAUUUCUGUGUACCCGCUGCCUGCUCUUCAAUUCUACGUUCAACUUUGUAAUGCAUUGAGGAUUCUCUCAGGCAUUCCAUUACCGUAAUGUUACGACGCCUUUCGCUUUCGGAUGUUCUAUCCAGAACUCGAAGAUUCUCAAGAAAUGUGUCUUCGCCACCAUUCACACAGUACCGUCCACCGCUAACUCAUGCUGUUGACUGUUUCAACAAGUGCAGCAAAAUGCACGAUUGCCUAUUUCUUACAUCGAAUCCAGCUUUACUUGUCGACCCCUGUUUUCGACGUGGUAGCAUUUCGAGUCCAGCUUCAUCACUUUCAGGCCGUAGAUUUUGCACUUCAGAAGCUUUCGUAUCGGAGGAAACAUCCGAUAGUGAUUAUACGGAUAAGGUCUACAAAACAGUGAUGGAUUACUCCAAUCCCGAAUACAAAAUGGAGGAGGCUCUUGAUAAGCUAGCCUUUAAAUUGACAACACCUAUCGUUGUAGAAAUUUUAGAAAGGCUCCGUUUCGAGGAAAAAAUAGCUUUCAGGUUCUUCAAUUGGGCGGGCCACCACGAACAUUACAGUCACGAGCCUGAUUCGUACAACAAGAUGAUCGACAUUCUUUCUAGUACCAAGUACAAGGUGAAGCAGUUCCGUAUAAUAUGCGAUCUUCUUGAUUACAUGAAAAGGAGCAAAAAAACUUCAGUCCCGAUCGAAGUACUGCUGACCAUUUUGAGAAAGUACACAGAGAAGCACUUGACGCAUCUCCAAAAGUUUGCGAAGAAGAAGAAGAUUAGGGUCAAGACACAACCCGAGAUAAACGCGUUUAACCUACUAAUGGAUGCUAUGUGCAAGUGCUGUCUUGUUAAGGAUGCUGAAGACAUGUUCAAGAGGGUGAAAACAAAGGUGAAGCCAAAUGCCGACACGUAUAACAUAUUGUUUUUCGGAUGGUGUAGAGUGAGAAACCCUAGUAGGGCUAUGAGCGUGCUCGAAGAUAUGAUCAACAUGGGCCAUACACCCGAAAGUUUUACAUACAACACUGCCAUUGAUACAUUUUGCAGAGCUGGAAUGUUGAGUGAUGCUGCUAAGCUUUUGGAGUUCAUGAAAAAAAACGGCACGACUAUGUCUUCUCCCACUGCAAAGACUUACGCUAUUAUGAUGACUGCACUUGUUCAAAACGAUAGGCUCGAAGAAUGCUUUGGAAUCUUGAAAGAUAUGAUUGAUAGUGGAUGCCUUCCGGAUGUUUCUACGUACAAAGAACUAAUUGAAGGAAUGUGUUUGAGCGGAAAAAUCGAGGCGGCUUAUAAGUUCUUGGAAGAGAUGGGAAGAACAGGGUACCCACCGGAUAUCGUGACUUACAAUUGCUUUCUCAAGGUUCUUUGUGAUAACAAGAAUAGAGACGAAGCGCUUGCGCUUUUCAAGAAAAUGGUGGAGGUGAACUGUGUGCCGAGUGUGCAAACGUAUAAUAUCUUGAUUGUGAUGUUUUUCGCGAUUGGUGAUAGUGAAGGUGCGUUCGAGACUUGGAGUGAGAUGGAGAGAAGGGGUUGUGCUCGCGAUACUGAGACGUAUUGUGUGAUGAUUGAGGGGCUGUUUGGAUGCGGUGAUAGUAGGAAAGAUGCUGUUUUGCUUUUGGAGGAAGUUAUAAACAGAGGGAUGAAGCUGCCGUAUAAGAAAUUUGAUACCUUUUUGAUGAGGCUAUCUGAAAUCGGCGAUUUACGAGCUAUUCAGAGACUAUCGGAGCAUAUGAGGAAGUUGUACAAUCCUGCUAUGGCUCGUCGGUAUGCUUUGAGUCAGAAGCGUAAAAGUAUGAGCUUGAGAGAUAAGUGAGUUGGUUAGUUUAACUGCUUUCUUGAUGUGGGAUAUGUGUGUGCAAUAACCUAGGAAAUCAAACAUUUAUGUACACUAUUAUUACUAAACAUUUAUUUUUGCCAGUUGAAUUUAACUUUUGAUUUAUGGUA